Molecule: messenger RNA, 2296 nt
Organism: Papaver somniferum (opium poppy)
Lineage: Eukaryota; Viridiplantae; Streptophyta; Magnoliopsida; Ranunculales; Papaveraceae
Product: ABC transporter G family member 9-like
Exons: 4
Coding region: 376-2244 (622 amino acids)
Cellular component (GO): membrane
Molecular function (GO): ATP binding; ATP hydrolysis activity; ABC-type transporter activity
Source: RefSeq, a predicted model, not a curated record
CAAAUCGUUGAAGUGAACCAAGCGCAAAUCCUGGUUGCAGGUGGUACUUAAAGAGUUGAAUUGGGAUAUUGUAGCCUUCAUUGCAGCGGGUAGCAUCUUUUUUGGAAGCUGUUGUUGGGGCAGCUGGACUAGCAAGAUCCUGGACCUCUUAGCUACACAUAUUUAGCGAUCGAGAACCUAAUUCUGCUGUUGUGCUGUCAAUUGAAUCAGUGUUUGGUACCCGAGGAACUUCAAUCCUGAACUGGAUUGUAUCUAUUUUCCGUGCCAUAAACGUGUUGGCACUACACAUUGCACACCUCUUGAUCAAACACUAUUUAUACAUCGCGUACUAAAUUCAUUUUUUGGAAGGAAAGAAAAACAGAAAGAAAAGAAAAGAUGAUUAAUGGAGACGAUCGGAAUCAGUCUGCUAAACAUGAGAGUAAUUCUGCAGCCAUGGACAUCAUCAAGAAAGCCAAUCGACCCGUAACAUUAAAGUUUGAAGAAGUUUCUUACAAGAUCAAACUCAAGAAUGGAUCAGGAGCGAAAGGGUCAAAGAUGGUGGAAAAAACAAUCUUAAAUGGAAUAACAGGUUCAGUGCAGCCUGGUGAGAUGCUAGCAUUGUUAGGUCCAUCUGGCAGCGGAAAAACAACACUAUUAUCGGCUUUAGGAGGUCGCCUUGGCGGACGUAUAACCGGAAGUAUUACAUAUAACGGAAAAUCCUUCACUAACUCAAUGAAUCGAAAUACCGGUUUCGUUACCCAAGAUGAUAAAUUCCAUGUCCACCUAACAGUAACAGAAACACUUGUAUACACAGCUCUCCUGAGAUUACCAAAAACACUUACCAAGGAAGAGAAGAUUCAGCAUGCUGAAGAGGUAAUAACUCAACUGGGUUUAACAAAAUGUAAGAACACCGUUAUGGGAGGACCAUUUCUCAGAGGUGUUUCCGGGGGAGAACGUAAGAGGGUUAGCAUUGGGCAAGAAAUCCUGAUCAAUCCAAGUUUAUUGUUUCUCGACGAACCUACUUCUGGUUUAGAUUCAACAUCAGCUCAGCAAGUCGUCACUUUGUUAUCGGAGUUAGCCAAAGGUGGCCGAACAGUUUUGAUGUCAAUUCAUCAACCUUCUAGUAGACUUUAUUACAUGUUUAAUAAGAUGUUAGUCCUAUCGGAAGGUAAUCCUUUGUAUUUCGGAAAGGGAAAUGAAACUAUGGAUUACUUCGCUGGGAUCGGUUUCACUCCAUCUGUUACUAUGAAUCCAGCAGAUUUCCUUUUAGAUCUUGCCAACGGUGUUCAUAUGGAUGAGAUGGAUAUGGGUAAAAGAAAGAAAGUAAAACAGCAACUAAUCUCUGCUUACAAGAUAAAUCUUGAUGAUAAGGUGAAGAGUGAAACGGAUUCGGAAGGCCACAUGUUAGAUUAUAAAGAUCAUGAUGAUAAGGAUUUUGGUAGAUGGAGUAUAAGUUGGGGUCAGCAAUUCUGGGUAUUGUUGAGAAGGGAUAUUAAACAAAGAAAGAACGAAUCAUUUUCAUCCUUAAAAAUCGCUCAAAUUUCUGUCAUGUCACUUCUUUGUGGGCUUCUUUGGUGGAAAUCUUCUACUGCCGAAUUACAAGACCAGAUUGGGUUAUUGUUCUUUUACUCCAUGAUGUGGGGAUUACUCCCACUUUUCCAAGCUUUAUUCACAUUCCCACAAGAAAGGCUGAUGCUUACUAAGGAGCGAUCGUCAGGCAUGUACAGACUCUCAUCCUAUUUUAUGGCAAGAUCAGCAAGCGACCUACCAAUGGAACUCGCUCUGCCGGUUGGAUUUAUCAUCAUAACAUAUUGGAUGGCAUGCUUAAAACCAACAGCUUUUCAUUUCUUCAAAACAUCAGUUGCCGUUCUUUACACAGUUCUAGUUUCACAAGGAGUAGGGCUCGCAAUUGGUUCAAUGGUAAUGAAUAUUAGGUCUGCAGCAAUAUUGGCAGCAGUCAUAGUGAAUGCAUUCUUUCUAGUUGGCGGCUACUACAUACGAAACGUCCCAAGUUUCAUAGCAUGGCUCAAGUACCUAUCUAUCACGCACCAUUGUUACAAACUCCUAUUGAGUUCGCAAUAUAAGAGCGACGAGAUGUAUGCUUGUGGACCUAAUAUAACUUGCAGAAUCGGGAGUCUUCCUACUAUAGAAAAGAUUGGACUGGGAGGUGAAGCCAUUUCAUAUCUCUCUUUAACAGCAAUGCUUGUGUUUUUCAGAUUGAUUGCUUACCUCGCGCUCCUCCGGGUUGGAAAAGUGUCUCAUUAAUGGGUUGUAGAAAACCUUGACUUUGGCCCUGAUGAACCCUUCUCAGGAAUGG